AUGAGAGCUUUGUUUCGUUUCGUUCUAUCAGUUGCAGAGCUCUCUGGUUUAAGUUCAUCAACAGCAAUGGAAGGCAAAACAAUGAUUCUCAAGACUUGGGAUAAACAAGAAUUCAAAGUGGAUGAAAGUGUGAUAAUGCAAUCCGAAUACCUUACAGACUUAAUGCAAGACUACGAGAAUGAUAAGAGCUAUUGGGAGGAAACAUCAAUUCUAAGUGUACCCAUGUAUGGCAUCUCUCCCAGAUUAUUGGAGAAGUUGCUAAGUUUCUGUAAUUAUCAUGCCACUGCCAAAUCCAACAAUACAACCCAGGAGGUUGUGAAUGAAUGGGAAAAGUCGUUUGUUGAUGAACUGAAAGGGGAUAUGCCAACUUUAUUCUGUCUUCUCAAGGUUUCUCAUUACCUAAAAGUGAAUCAUCUUUAUUUUCUAUUAUGUCAAACUGUUGCUGAUUCGCUUGUGGAAUGCGAGAACACCAGUGAUCUCCAGCGAUUAGUCACCAUACCCGAAGUUACAGAAGAGAUCGCACAGUUGUUCCCCGUUAUUGUAAGCAACGAAGACAAUAUGAUCCCUUGA
Molecule: messenger RNA, 570 nt
Organism: Cryptomeria japonica (Japanese cedar)
Lineage: Eukaryota; Viridiplantae; Streptophyta; Pinopsida; Cupressales; Cupressaceae
Product: SKP1-like protein 10
Exons: 1
Coding region: 1-570 (189 amino acids)
Biological process (GO): SCF-dependent proteasomal ubiquitin-dependent protein catabolic process
Cellular component (GO): cytoplasm; nucleus
Molecular function (GO): cullin family protein binding
Source: RefSeq, a predicted model, not a curated record